This is a messenger RNA of Eutrema salsugineum, 1864 nucleotides long. RefSeq names its product pumilio homolog 11. Gene Ontology annotation, molecular function: mRNA binding. The transcript is spliced from 5 exons. Gene Ontology annotation, biological process: post-transcriptional regulation of gene expression. The record is from RefSeq and is a predicted model, not a curated record. Gene Ontology annotation, cellular component: cytoplasm. Lineage: Eukaryota; Viridiplantae; Streptophyta; Magnoliopsida; Brassicales; Brassicaceae. The coding region runs from base 123 to 1727 and encodes 534 amino acids.
AGGGAAAAAAAUUCUUUCUCUCUUGUUUCUUCUUUUUCUUCCUCUGUGUCCUGUGUUCUCUUUCAGUCGCGCCGGUCACUAAAAUCAAAUUUGACUUUCUGAUGUCUGAAGAGAAGUAGAUUAUGGACUCAAGGUUUUUUGCUGGUGAUUUGAGAGAACGACGAGCUUCGCACUUCACUGAUUCUGGUUUCGGAGAGUUUCCUACAGCUUCUUUCUCCCACAGAUUUCAAUUUUCCGGUGACCGUAAAUCUCCAUUUGUGCACCAACAGCUUCAUAGAAACCUUCUAAAGCUGAAUACGACAGCUUCUGUGGCGGAUUUUGAUCUGGGUUUGUGUCAGAACCUCAGUAGAAUGAGUAUCUCCGAUGAACAAAGGGCUAUUCUCUCCGGAUCUUCUCCGUUUCUGGGUUUUUCUGGCUCGAGGAAUCUAUGUUCCUGGCUCGACCCGAAUCCGUUUCUAGAGGUUUCUUCUCGUCGUGAAGGUUUACUACACAGCUCUCAUGGCGAAAUGUCUAUGGGUAGUUAUGUUGGUGAUGGUGACUUUCACAGGUCUCAAUUGCUUAGCGUGCAAGACUAUCCUAGCACUAGUCAAAACAGAGAGCACCUUCCUCGAAGAUUCAACGCUUCGUUGAAAUGCCGUGGAAAUAAUGAUUUCCCACCAUUUUCAGCCAUGAGAGGUUCUCAAGAGCUCGCAUGUACGAAGAACAACAAUCUGUUUAAGGAAGCUUUCAGUGGUAAUGAACAAGAUUUCCCACUAAAUCUUGCCUCCAUGGUUGGAAUGUACGGCUCUGUGUACUUAAUGGCAAAAGAUCAAAUGGGUUGUAGGAUUUUACAGAAAUUACUCGAAGGAGGAAGCUUGCUUGAUUCGAUGAUUAUAUUCAACGAAGUCAUUAAUCAUGUAAUCGAAAUUGGAACCGAUCAGUUUGGAAAUUAUUUCAUGCAGAAGCUUCUUGAAGUCUGCAACGAAGAACAAAGAACACAAAUCCUCAUAAUGUUGACCGCAGAACCUGGAUUGCUUGUCAAAAUCUCACUCAACUAUUAUGGGACAAGGGUUGUGCAAAAGCUGAUUGAGACAGUGAGUACAAAGACACAAAUCAAUCUGGUUAAGUCAGCUCUUGAACCGGGUUUGCUCUCUUUGGUCAGAGAUUUGCACGGAAAGCAUGUUGUUCAAAGUUGUUUGAAGUCCUUUGGCCCUGAUGAUAACAAGUUUGUUUUGGAGGAUGCUAUAAGGUUCUGUACUAAGAUUGCGACUCAUAACUAUGGAUGUCUUGUGAUGCAAGACUGCAUUAAAUACUCGGCCGGGGAGCAACGUGAGAACCUCGUUGCUGAAAUAUCAAGAAACUCUCUCCACCUUGCACAAGACCCUUUUGGGAAUUAUGUGGUGCAAUACAUGAUAGAGCAGAAGCUGGGAGGAGAGAGUGUGAUGUUUGAACUGAGAGGCAAUUAUGUGAAUUUGGCUAGACAGAAGUGUAGCAGUCAUGUAGUGGAGAAAUGUCUUGUACAUUAUCCAGAGAGCAGAUCUCAGAUCGUGCGUGAGCUCAUCUCUGUUCCAAACUUCGAAGAACUUCUUCUUGAUCCUUUUGCUAAUUACGUGAUCCAGUCCGCUCUAUCUAAAACCAAGGGCAAUGUUCGGGCGAGUUUGGUUGAGAAGGUACAAAGAUUUCAAAACCUUAGGACGAAUCCAUAUUGUAAGAAGAUAUUCUCCAAGGGCUGCCUCUUGAGGAUCUAACGUAGGACUGACUCUAUGAUCCUUAUUAGAUGAAGAGCGCUUUUGUUGUCUCUGUCUUUUGGAUGUUUUGUUUGUUUUGUUGUACUCUUGGCACUGUCUAAAUGACGAGUAAUGUAUUUUGUGGUAAACCUUUUUGU